AUGCUCGGCGCCAGCGGCCGGCGGGGACCCAGCACACCUGAGCGUCCGCAGCUCGGCCUGGCACCCAGCCUGGGCGUCCCGCGUCCGGCCAUGACGGCACACUCCUUCGCCCUCCCGGUCAUCAUCUUCACCACGUUCUGGGGCCUCAUCGGCAUCGCCGGGCCCUGGUUCGUGCCGAAAGGACCCAACCGCGGAGUCAUUAUCACCAUGCUGGUGGCCACGGCUGUCUGCUGUUACCUCUUCUGGCUCAUCACCAUCCUGGCUCAGCUGAACCCCCUCUUUGGGCCGCAGCUGAAGAAUGAGACCAUCUGGUACGUGCGCUUCCUGUGGGAGUGA
Messenger RNA from Puma concolor (puma), 336 nucleotides. It is a transcript of the gene ATP6V0E2, whose product is annotated as ATPase H+ transporting V0 subunit e2. Gene Ontology annotation, cellular component: proton-transporting V-type ATPase, V0 domain. The record is from RefSeq and is a predicted model, not a curated record. Gene Ontology annotation, molecular function: proton-transporting ATPase activity, rotational mechanism. NCBI's taxonomy places the organism in Eukaryota, Metazoa, Chordata, Mammalia, Carnivora, Felidae. Gene Ontology annotation, biological process: proton transmembrane transport.